AUGUCUGUAACUAUCACUACCUCGUUGGGAGACCUGAAGUUAGAAUUGUUUAUAGAUCUAUGCCCACGCGCUUGUGAGAAUUUCCUUGCUCUAUGCGGCAGUGGUUACUAUGAAGGACUGGAGAUCCUACCAACACCGGUAAAGGAGGCGAGUGUAUAUGGGGAGGAACCUUUGACAGCGAGAUACACGCUUCAUUGA
Sphaeroforma arctica JP610 is the source of this 198-nucleotide messenger RNA. RefSeq lists its product as hypothetical. Gene Ontology annotation, biological process: protein peptidyl-prolyl isomerization. Bases 1 to 198 code for a protein of 65 amino acids. Gene Ontology annotation, cellular component: catalytic step 2 spliceosome. The record is from RefSeq and is a predicted model, not a curated record. Lineage: Eukaryota; Ichthyosporea; Ichthyophonida. The transcript is spliced from 2 exons. Gene Ontology annotation, molecular function: peptidyl-prolyl cis-trans isomerase activity.